Ictalurus punctatus (channel catfish) is the source of this 2653-nucleotide messenger RNA. RefSeq names its product mitochondrial calcium uptake 1 (gene micu1). Gene Ontology annotation, biological process: mitochondrial calcium ion homeostasis; calcium import into the mitochondrion. Bases 181 to 1638 code for a protein of 485 amino acids. Lineage: Eukaryota; Metazoa; Chordata; Actinopteri; Siluriformes; Ictaluridae. The transcript has 12 exons. Gene Ontology annotation, molecular function: calcium ion binding. Gene Ontology annotation, cellular component: uniplex complex. The record is from RefSeq and is a predicted model, not a curated record.
GGCGGAUCUUCGCGUUGAUUUUGCGGCUCUUCUGUGGACACACAGUUUCCCGAACGGAAGUAAACACACACACACUGACACUGGAGGAAUUAGCCAAGCGAAGUUAAACUCUGUCUUCCAUAAAACAGAAGAACCCGGCUUUUUUUUCCCUCUUUUUCUCGGGGCUUCAUCGGAGCAAACAUGUACCGCGUGCGGGCGUUGACAGCAGUCUCAGUCGGGAUGGUGCAGUGUUCACGCCGCAUGCACAGUGGCAGCGCGCGCUCUCCUCAGCACCGCAGACUGCUGCUGGCCGCUCUCGCAGGAGUGACGGGCAUCUCCGCGACUGCAGGACUCCUCUGGACAAAGGCGUAUGCCGAGGCAGCCUCGUCGGUCAAGCUCGAGGAGGAGCUGCGUGAAGAGGACGCACAGAAAGACACGGACGCAGAGUCCGACAGCGUGGUGGAGUCCGGCAGCAGCAACGAGGAAGAUGAGGAGGGCGAGAGCUCGGAGGGCAAGAAGAAGAAACAGAGAGUUGGCUUCCGUGACCGUAAGGUGAUGGAGUACGAGAACCGUAUCCGAGCCUACUCCACCCCUGACAAGAUCUUCCGCUACUUCGCCACCCUGAAGGUCAUCAGCGAGCACGGAGACCCCGAGGUGUACAUGACGCCACAGGACUUCAUCCGCUCCAUCACACCUAACGAGAAGCAGCCAGAGAACCUAGGUCUGGAUCAGUUUGUGGUGAAGCGCUAUGAUGGAAAGAAGAUUUCUCAAGAGCGGGAGAAGUUUGCCGAUGAAGACAGCAUCUUCUAUACACUCGGGGAGUGCGGCCUCAUUUCCUUCUCUGACUACAUAUUCCUCACCACCGUUCUCUCCACGCCUCAGAGAAACUUUGAGAUCGCCUUCAAGAUGUUUGAUUUAAACGGGGAUGGCGAGGUGGACCUGGAGGAGUUUGAGCAGGUGCAGAGUAUAAUCCGUUCUCAGACCAGCAUGGGCAUGAGGCACAGGGAUCGCUCCACCACGGGCAACACUCUGAGGACAACCGGCUGCAGCUCGGCUCUCACGACCUACUUUUUCGGGGCCGACCUGAAGGGCAAACUGACCAUCGGCAGCUUCCUCGAGUUCCAAAGGAAACUGCAACACGAUGUUCUCAAGCUUGAGUUUGAGAGGAAUGACCCAGUUGAUGGCAGGAUCACAGAGAGGCAGUUUGGGGGCAUGCUGCUGGCCUACAGCGGCGUUCAGUCGCGCAAACUCAAACUGAUGCAAAAAGGCCUGAAGAAGAUGUUCAAAGACGCGCAGGGCAUCACGUUUGAAGAAGUGGAGAAUUUUUUCACGUUUCUGAAGAAUGUGAAUGACGUGGACACGGCACUGAGUUUCUACCACAUGGCGGGUGCUUCUAUAGACAAAGCCACAAUGAAGCAAGUGGCUCGCACUGUAGCCAAGGUGGAGCUGUCUGACCACGUGUGUGACGUGGUUUUCGCCUUAUUCGAUUGCGACGGUAACGGCGAGCUCUCGAACAAGGAGUUCAUAUCCAUCAUGAAGCAGAGGCUGAUGCGGGGACUUGAGAAGCCCAAGGACAUGGGCUUCACCCGCCUGGUGCGUGCUAUGUGGAAGUGUGCGCAGGACACAGCGUGGGACUUUGCCAUGCCUAAACAGCAGUAGCAGGGUAUAGAGAGAGAGAGAGAGAGAGAGAGAGAGGGUGAAAAAAAAAAUGAGAGAGAGAAAGAAAGACGGAGCGCAGCUUCGUCUGCAGCCAACUAAAUUAAGAAAUGAACUUAAGAUGUCAUGUAAUAAAUCGUGCACAUGCUGUAGUGGCCAGUGCUGCUGCAUGAGGUAACUGCUGCAGUGCGUGUGUGAAACAGAGAGUCUGCCACAUCUGUAGCAUAUGUGCAAAUAUCACAGGAUGUUUACCAAUACUGAGAAAAGGUCAUGGGGGGGUUGAUUGUGGGGCUCUUGCACAGUGGCUUAGUGGUUAGUACGUUUUGGGGUUUGAAAACGUACUAACCUCCCCGUUUAUGCAGUGUUUGCAUGUUCUCCCCAUGUUUUGGGGGUUUCCUCUGGGUACUCCAGUUCCCUCACCAGUCCAAAGACAUGCAUUGUAGGCUGAUUGGUGUUUCCAAAUUGUCCAUAGUGUGUGAAUGUGCGUGCGAGGGUGCCCUGUGAUGGGUUGGCACCCCGUCCAGGGUGUCCCCCGCCUUGUGCCCCGAGUUCACUGGCAUAGGCUCCAGGCUCCCCCGCGACCCUGUGUAGGAUAAGCGGUGCAGAAAAUGGAUGUUUUGCUUUAGUGUUCAACAGUUAUUAAAAAAAAAAAAAAAAAACUGUUAAAACACUCUCAUCCUUCAUUGCAACAGAGCGUAAGAGUUUUUGCAUUGAACUUAGGGUUAUACAGUAAUAGUUGCAUACUCAAAACACUUACUGAUUCAGUAACUACUGGAUGAAGGUUGGAGUUUUAAACAGGUUUCAAUUCUUUUCUUAGUACAGGAAAACAUGUCUGUUCUUUUCCUAUAGCGCAUGCCUCAGAUGUGUUAGAAAAUGCUGGAGUUCUACUUUAAGGGGAUUGUGGGAUGUUUUGCAUGCAUUUUUGACUGAAAUGCACUGAAACAGCAGAUUUACUCUGAAAAAGGUCUUUUAUCAGAGCUCUCUGCCUCCUUACAUAUCAAAACAUGUACUUUUAAAG